AUGGCGAAAACAUCAAAUAAGGGUGUUGUUGAGAAGGAUAAGGCAACUUCUGCAUUAAAGCCCAAAGAGCCAGCAAGGGUUCCCAAACAACGGCCAGCGACUCGAACUAUUGUUCGUUGGAAUGAUGAUCUUGACAGGCAAUUGCUCCUUUCGAUCCAAUCUGCAUGCAAUCUCGCUGGGAUCAGAAUUCCUUGGGCGAAUGUUGCAGAGCUUAUGGGCGAGAAAAUCACUGAGGGUGCCAUUGUGCAGCACCUCGCAAAAUUGCGUCAUCGACUUGAGGGCGAGGGAGUCACAGUUCCACCACCACUUCGUCGCGGCGGUGCUGGUAUUCCCAGGAAAGCCAGUAUUUCAAAGGGAAAGGCAGAAGGCCCGCACAGCGUUAUGGAUGAAGUUCAUGAAACAGAACUAGAUACCAAUUUGACUGGUAAAAUAACAUUCAAGGUUGAGGAAGCUGAUAGUGGAUCCACUAGUAUGCCGGAAUUCGAGGAGGCAGGGAAUGCAUUGACGUAUGAUCAUGCUAUUGGAGUGGGUGAAAGGUUCCUCCAAUUUCCAGGCAUUCAAAAAACUUUUGGAAAUGUUAGAAAAUGGUCUACUACCGAUGGAAUGGAUCGAAAGCCUUCUAAAUUAGUCGUCUUGCGCAUUGCCCCAAAACUUUUAAAGGGUAUUUUGGAAAACAUGGGGGUAAAUGUUGAGGAAAGUGAUUCACACUUUGCAACCAAGGCCUCAAUGGAAGACCUUGAGUCCGUGGGUAUUGAAGCUACUGGUGGUUUAUCCGACAACGCAGACGCGCACGGCGAGGAGUUGGUGGUGGAAGCUGGAACUGAUAAGCAGAGUCUGCUUCAAAUCGGAGCACAGCACUGCCAGGAAACCGCACAGUGGGUCGGGGCAAAUUUAGAAGACUUUGGUGGAGGCGCAAACUUCGCAGGAGACUAUUCCGCAUAUGGAGAGCUAUUUGGGAUGCCUGGUACUCCUCUUCAGGAUAACAGCUUCUUACACUUAUACGGCGCAGCAUAUUCUGGAGUCCAGCAAGAACAGGAGCAUUCUGCAGCCGUAUAUCUCCCAACUCCGAUGAGUGGAGCAUUUGGCAUGCCACAAGCCCCAGGAUCCGGGUCAUCUUACGGCAAUUCCUUUGGAUGGGUGGAGCCGCCCUUUUUGGGAAACGAUUUUCAGAAUUUGGAGAAUAAUUUCACGCUAGAGAUUGGAGAUUUUAUCAGCCCCGAAUACCUAAAUCAUCCCCAAUGA
This is a messenger RNA of Ophidiomyces ophidiicola, 1242 nucleotides long. RefSeq lists its product as uncharacterized. The record is from RefSeq and is a predicted model, not a curated record. The transcript is spliced from 2 exons. Lineage: Eukaryota; Fungi; Ascomycota; Eurotiomycetes; Onygenales; Onygenaceae. Bases 1 to 1242 code for a protein of 413 amino acids.